AUGAAUAUCAGCCUUCGCUCCAGCCAGUCCUCCUAUGGUGACCCUCGCUAUCUAUCCACCGCCACCAUCUCCGAUGCAAAUGCUCCCAUCGGGAAAUCCCUCGUCGACGGUUACCGUGAUGCCGUCCACCCACAACAUGACGACCGAUCGCGGUACAACCCGGUAAGGGGAACCUCAUACUCAGGACUGGGCUCCCAACAGCAGCCCAGAAACCUCUCUCCAAAGCUAACAGAAGACUUCCGAUCAAACAGCUCAAUGCCGCUCAUCCGCGUAGCUCAGUCCUCGUCAACACCAACGACCCCAUCACGAUGUACCUAUUGA
Molecule: messenger RNA, 321 nt
Organism: Penicillium manginii
Lineage: Eukaryota; Fungi; Ascomycota; Eurotiomycetes; Eurotiales; Aspergillaceae
Exons: 1
Coding region: 1-321 (106 amino acids)
Source: RefSeq, a predicted model, not a curated record